AUGGCUCCCAGAAUCCGACGUCUAGACAGGCCGUCAGCAAACAAGUUCGAUCCAGCAGAGCAAUACCGCGCUGAGAUCGAAGAGCGCACUGCCGCCGGCGAGACUUGCGAACAGAUUGCCGCAGCGCUACGCGCCCAAGGCACUCCCAUCACUAAUAAAACAAUCUCCCGCCGUCGCGUACAAUGGGGCCUCCGCCAAAGACCGCCGCACAAGUAUGCGGGCAUGAAGCAUCCCAAAGCUCGCCCGAAAAGUGGCGCUAGAAACGCCAACGAGCAAAGCGCUCGAAAAGAGGACAUUGCCGCUCGGACGCAGCGUGGCGAGACAGCAGAGCAAAUUGCUGAUGCCUUGACUGCGCAAGGUGUCCAGUUGAAACGGGGUUCUAGCACGAUUUUGCGCCUGCAGACGUACUGGGGCUUGAUUCCGUUUGAUGAUGAUCGCGCGCGGGGAAGGCAUGCGACGAAGAAGCGCGGGGAUAGGAAGGAGGUGAGGGAGGUGCAGAAGGCCAGUCAGCGGGAGAGGGAGAAGGAAGCCAAUCGGGCGCAGAGGAGUGGGAAUCUGCACUAUCCAGCUGAUUGCUCUUUUGGGCCGAAGAAGAGGGCUAAUGGGGAGCUGGACGACGGGGAGGAGUUUGAUGAUGAGGGCGACGAUGGGGCCUUCAGCCCUGAUGCUGGCUUCGUGGGUAGUGUGGGUGAGGUGUUUGGUGAGCCGCAACCCAACGAUGUCGCUCAGCCGAUGCAGGAUAGAGUGAGCGUUGCUGCCGAGAUCAUGUCCGUGGACUUCUUGGUGGAUCUUGCCACCAGUACACUCGGUGCGGCAAACAACCUCAAGGCAAUGCUGCUGGCAUAUCAGACAAGGGUUCCGGCGGCCGGCUCUACGACAGGCUUGCCUCCCACACUGGAAGACUUGUUGACCGCGAGAAGGAAGGUCAGGGAGGCAGCGGCCGUGAUGCAUGACCUUGCCGUCGAUCCUGCUGGUGAAUAG
Molecule: messenger RNA, 981 nt
Organism: Saxophila tyrrhenica
Lineage: Eukaryota; Fungi; Ascomycota; Dothideomycetes; Mycosphaerellales; Extremaceae
Exons: 1
Coding region: 1-981 (326 amino acids)
Source: RefSeq, a predicted model, not a curated record